GGCGGCGAUGGCCUCCUGAGCGGGCCCGAGCGCGGGCGGGCGCCGCGGCCCAGGCCCGGGGCGGCGGGCGGAGGCCGGGUCGUGGCCUCUUUGUCUCCAGCGCGGCGGGCGCGUCCGCGGGGCUCGGGGCGGAAGUCCCGACGCGCUCCCGGGGCCCCGGGACGCCGCAGCCGCGCCAUGAGCGACAUCCGCCACUCGCUGCUGCGCCGCGACGCGCUCAGCGCCGCCAAGGAGGUGCUGUACCACCUGGACAUCUACUUCAGCAGCCAGCUGCAGAGCGCGCCGCUGCCCAUCGUGGACAAGGGCCCCGUGGAGCUGCUCGAGGAGUUCGUGUUCCAGAGAUUGAAUUCACUUCAGGAGCUCCAACUUCUUGAAAUCAUGUGCAAUUAUUUCCAGGAGCAAACCAAGGACUCUGUACGGCAGAUUAUUUUCUCCUCCCUUUUCAGUCCCCAAGGGAACAAAGCCGAUGACAGCCGGAUGAACUUGUUGGGGAAACUGGUCUCCAUGGCGGUGGCAGUGUGCCGGAUCCCGGUGCUGGAGUGCGCGGCCUCCUGGCUCCAGCGGACGCCUGUGGUCUACUGUGUGAGGUUAGCCAGGGCCCUCGUGGAUGACUACUGCUGUCUGGUGCCGGGAUCCGUUCAGACGCUGAAGCAGAUAUUCAGUGCCAGCCCUCGCUUCUGCUGCCAGUUCAUUACUUCCGUCACUGCGCUCUACGACCUGUCGUCAGAUGAUCUCAUCCCACCGCUGGACUUGCUCGAAAUGAUUGUCAACUGGAUUUUUGAGGACCCACGGUUGAUUCUCAUCACUUUUUUAAAUACCCCAAUUGCAGCCAACCUCCCGAUAGGAUUUUUAGAGCUCACCCCGCUCACUGGAUUGAUCCGCUGGUGCGUGAAGGCCCCUCUGGCUUACAAAAGGAGGAAGAAGCCCCCGUUAUCCAACGGCCACGUCACCUCCAAAGUGAGCCAGGACUCGGGGGAGGCGGACAGAGACUCCCACCUCCUGUACUCGAAGCUGCAUCUCAGCGUCCUGCAGGUUCUCAUGAUGCUGCAGGUCCACCUGACCGAGAAGAACCUGUACGGCCGCCUGGGGCUGAUCCUGUUUGACCACAUGGUCCCGCUGGUGGAGGAGAUCAACAGACUGGCGGAUGAACUGAACCCCCUCAACGCCUCCCAGGAGAUCGAGCUCUCUCUGGACCGGCUGGCACAGGCUUUGCAGGUGGCCAUGGCCUCUGGGGCCUUACUGUGCACGAGAGAUGACCUGAGAACCUUGUGCUCCAGGCUGCCCCAUAAUAACCUGCUCCAGCUGGUGAUCUCGGGCCCAGUGCAGCAGUCGCCACACACAGCGCUCCCCCCUGGCUUCUACCCUCACAUCCACACGCCCCCGCUGGGCUACGGGGCCGUGCCGGCCCACCCGGCCGCCCACCCCGCCCUGCCCACACACCCCGGGCACACCUUCAUCUCAGGCGUGGCGUUUCCCUUCAGGCCCAUCCGCUAGGCCGGACCCCCGUGGCCCGCCAAGUGGCAGUGUGCCUUCUGCGCCCGGGUCGGAGGAAGCCUUCCAGGGAGAGGGUGGCCGACGCCAUAGAAGAGGAUCUCGGGGGGGCCGCCAGGCAGCCCCUCCGCACCGGCAGAACGGCUUGGUGCAGAAGUUCUGUGACGUCGUGGUCCAGGUACCUCCUACCUGGUCACAUUCGUCAAAGUCCAGAUUGGAUAGAUGAGAAGAAGAUUGUGCAGCUCUCUGCAGAGUGACGUGGGCGUCUUUAAAAGAUGCCAAUUCUGUGAGCCUGUCGGCUCGUGUGUCUUUUCGGACACGCUCUGAGCCUGUGCUGUCCGUAACGAGGAUGUGAGGAGCGGCAUCUGCAAGUCCAUUUGUCUGGCUUCCCUCCUUGUGGACGGGGUGUGUCCCUGCCAUGAACACAGGCUCCUUUGCCAGCUCCGUGAGCUCGAAGCUGGCAGGCUGUGACCGCAGGCUUACACGCGGCGCCUGGCACUGUUGAAGGAAACCUGUGAGGACUUGCCGUCGCCAAGGAAAGAACUUCUCUGUUUUAUUGGGGUCUCUCAAUUUACUUUUCAUAUGUUCAAAUAAAUUUUUUCUAAACAGUU
Equus caballus (horse) is the source of this 2102-nucleotide messenger RNA. RefSeq names its product integrator complex subunit 15 (gene INTS15). NCBI's taxonomy places the organism in Eukaryota, Metazoa, Chordata, Mammalia, Perissodactyla, Equidae. The record is from RefSeq and is a predicted model, not a curated record.